Messenger RNA from Arabidopsis thaliana (thale cress), 2794 nucleotides. RefSeq names its product Protein kinase superfamily protein (gene PERK14). The transcript is spliced from 8 exons. Gene Ontology annotation, cellular component: plasma membrane. The record is from RefSeq and is marked reviewed. NCBI's taxonomy places the organism in Eukaryota, Viridiplantae, Streptophyta, Magnoliopsida, Brassicales, Brassicaceae. The coding region runs from base 338 to 2533 and encodes 731 amino acids. Gene Ontology annotation, molecular function: protein kinase activity; protein serine kinase activity; protein serine/threonine kinase activity.
AAAGACAUGAAAUGGUGGUUGCUCACAAGCGGCAAUGAUGCAAACCAAACCAAGAGUGAUUUGCUCUGCUGUCUAAUAGUGUUGUCUUAGCACUAAAAUUGAAAAACAACAAAAGAAUUUAAGACAAAAAAAAAAGAAAUGAUUGUUAAUCCAAUAAUCCCCGGAAAAAGGAAAAAAAGUACAGUGAGAAAGCGAUAACACAUUCUCAGCGUCAGAAGCUUACACUGCUCUAUACGACAAAAACCUCACCUGCUUCCUCCUCCUCUAUGAGUUAGUGAAUACUGACUGAAUAAGUUUUCACAAUCCUUUGCAUACAUCACAAAACGGCAUCGUUUUGAUGUCGCUCUCUCCUUCUUCCUCGCCGGCUCCGGCAACUUCCCCGCCUGCCAUGUCAUUACCUCCGGCAGAUUCCGUACCUGACACGUCAUCACCUCCAGCUCCUCCUUUGUCUCCUCUUCCCCCACCAUUGAGCUCUCCUCCGCCGUUGCCUUCACCACCGCCUCUCUCCGCUCCCACCGCUUCCCCACCGCCUCUUCCGGUUGAAUCCCCACCGUCUCCUCCUAUAGAAUCACCACCGCCUCCUCUACUGGAAUCACCUCCUCCUCCUCCGUUGGAAUCUCCAUCUCCACCGUCUCCUCACGUCUCAGCUCCUUCCGGUUCACCGCCAUUACCCUUCCUUCCCGCCAAACCUUCUCCGCCGCCUUCUUCACCUCCCUCCGAGACAGUUCCGCCGGGAAAUACGAUUUCUCCACCACCUCGUUCACUUCCCUCCGAAUCAACCCCGCCGGUGAACACAGCUUCUCCUCCACCGCCAUCUCCUCCUCGCCGCCGUAGUGGCCCUAAGCCUUCGUUUCCUCCUCCCAUCAAUUCUUCUCCACCAAAUCCUUCUCCGAACACUCCGUCACUCCCAGAAACUUCUCCUCCACCUAAACCACCGCUCUCAACGACGCCAUUUCCCUCCUCAUCCACUCCCCCGCCUAAGAAGUCCCCUGCAGCAGUAACUCUUCCUUUCUUUGGGCCAGCGGGCCAAUUACCGGAUGGGACCGUAGCACCUCCUAUUGGGCCUGUUAUAGAGCCCAAGACGAGUCCAGCCGAAUCAAUAUCUCCGGGAACGCCACAGCCACUGGUUCCGAAGAGUCUACCUGUAACGACGUCGUAUCACCGAUCAUCCGCCGGAUUCUUAUUUGGCGGUGUAAUCGUUGGAGCUCUUCUACUAAUUCUGUUAGGUCUUCUCUUUGUCUUCUACAGAGCUACCAGAAAUAGAAAUAACAACAGCAGCUCUGCUCAUCAUCAAUCCAAAACUCCCUCAAAAGUUCAACAUCAUCGGGGCGGUAAUGCUGGUACGAACCAGGCACAUGUUAUCACAAUGCCACCACCAAUCCAUGCUAAAUAUAUAUCUAGUGGAGGUUGUGAUACGAAGGAGAACAAUUCUGUUGCGAAAAACAUUUCAAUGCCAUCUGGAAUGUUCUCCUACGAAGAACUUUCAAAAGCAACUGGUGGAUUUUCAGAGGAGAACCUUUUGGGAGAAGGCGGUUUCGGAUAUGUUCACAAAGGAGUGUUGAAAAACGGGACAGAAGUUGCGGUGAAGCAGCUGAAGAUUGGGAGCUAUCAAGGGGAAAGAGAAUUCCAAGCUGAGGUUGACACAAUCAGUAGGGUUCAUCAUAAGCACCUCGUUUCAUUGGUUGGUUAUUGCGUUAAUGGAGAUAAAAGACUCUUGGUUUACGAGUUUGUUCCUAAAGAUACCUUGGAGUUCCACUUGCAUGAGAACAGAGGAAGCGUGUUGGAAUGGGAAAUGAGGCUCAGGAUUGCUGUAGGAGCAGCAAAAGGAUUAGCUUAUCUUCAUGAGGAUUGCAGUCCAACUAUAAUUCACCGUGAUAUCAAAGCAGCUAAUAUCCUUCUAGAUUCCAAAUUUGAGGCAAAGGUCUCUGACUUUGGACUAGCCAAGUUUUUCUCAGACACCAAUUCAUCAUUCACUCAUAUCUCUACUCGAGUGGUAGGAACUUUCGGAUACAUGGCUCCAGAAUACGCGUCCAGUGGUAAAGUAACUGAUAAAUCAGAUGUAUAUUCCUUUGGGGUCGUGCUUCUAGAACUCAUCACUGGACGUCCAUCAAUUUUCGCCAAAGAUUCUUCCACAAACCAGAGUUUAGUAGACUGGGCGAGGCCAUUGCUUACGAAAGCAAUCUCUGGAGAAAGUUUUGACUUUCUUGUAGACUCAAGGUUGGAGAAGAAUUACGAUACAACUCAGAUGGCAAACAUGGCUGCUUGUGCUGCUGCUUGCAUACGCCAAUCAGCUUGGCUUCGGCCUAGAAUGAGCCAGGUAGUACGUGCUCUUGAAGGCGAGGUGGCCCUGAGAAAGGUCGAAGAGACUGGGAAUAGCGUGACCUAUAGCUCUUCUGAAAACCCGAAUGACAUCACACCACGGUAUGGAACAAAUAAGAGGAGAUUCGACACAGGUUCAAGCGAUGGUUACACUUCAGAAUAUGGAGUUAACCCUUCUCAGUCGAGCAGUGAACAUCAACAGGUGAAUACUUAGUUCACAGGUUCAAUAGGGCAAGUUUCACCACAAUUAUUGGGUUUUCGGAUACAGUCAUCUUGGGUUAACAUAAAAUGUUGUAAGAAAUUAGACUACUUCAUUCAUUUGUAGUUAAGGGGUCCGAAGAACACUGCUUGUGUUUUGUUAAAUGUAUAAAUUGGUUGUAAUAUUGGGGCACAAGUUUAAUUAUGUUGCAAAUACUUUGUUUGCUUCUGAUCUAACUUCUAUUUCUCUGAUUUCCAGUUUUUAGCUUUAUGACAU